CGAUGCGAAGUGAAAAACGGUACAGUGAGAUCAAAAGGAGUGCGAGGCAAGAAAGGAAUUCCAAAUCGUAGCUGUCAACUUCACCAAAUUCGGCUAUUUAGCACUUGGAAAACAUCCCGAAACUCCGUUUCCCCAGCAGCUUAGCAAACAUUACCGUCGGCUGAACACAGGUAUAGUGCAGGUUGUGACGGCGAGACGGCAGAAAGCGGGAAAUUUGCAAUAGUUUUUUCUUCGACUUCUCACCUUCUCACUGUGUGUGUUGUGGCCACAAUUAAGCUGCUGCUUGUUGUGUGUAUUGUGUUUUGAAUGACCAGUUGCAUCGGCGGAAGGUACGAUGGCCCUCUAGGUGGAAUGCAUUGCGAUUAUAUACCAUUGACGCAGCAGCAGCAGCAGCAUUUGUACGUUGGAGGCGGAGGAGGAGGAAUGCCGAAAAAGUCGGAACCGGGUGAGAUUACUGGUCCGAGUAGCCGUAGUAAGAAGAUGAAUAAGCUGGAGGUCGGUGGAGGACCAGGACAGCAACAAGGAGGACCAGUACCAGGAGGAGACAACGAUUUGAUGAGUAGUUUUGGCCUCAAAGCGGAAGACGGCUCCUCGAUGAUGAAAGGUGGUCCCCCUGUGAACGGACCAGGGCAAAUCAAAACUUCGGAUGCGUGUAGUAUAAACAGCAGUGUCGCAAACAGUGGACCAGGUAUUGAUACGAUGUCGAAGGGAGGGCCAGUGGGAGGUCCCGAUGGGCAUCCGGAACAAGGCAAAAUGAACCACGGCAUACCUGGGAUGAUGUCGAACAAACCGUCAAACAAAUUGGAAUACACACAGCAACAGAGCCAGAUAUUUGUAUUCAGUACGGCGUUGGCAAAUAAAGGAGCGGAAGCGGUAAUGAAUGGACACUUCAGCUCGAUUAUAGCAUAUCAUUGUGCACAGAUGCAGAAACAGCAUCGUUUGGGUCCUUGCGGUCCAGAUGAUGGAGUUGGAGGAGCGCUGUCGCCGUGGAUGGAUCACGGACACGGUUCGCCUGAUCAUCAUAUGAGAAUGAAUGCAGGUUCGAUGCCUGGAGGACCUCCGGAUGGCGUGAAAAAGUCUGCUACGAUUCAUCACACUCCGAACUCCUGUCUGGAGAAUGACAAUUCUGUGCCAAUGUUUGGAAAUGAACAUCACAUGAGGAUGGGUCCGGGACCAGAUGGUCCAGGUCCGAUGGGGAAUAAAAAACCAGCUACCAUCCAUCACACUCCAAAUCCUUGCAUGGACCAGGAUGGAUCACUUUCUAUGUACCCAAACGAUGGACACCACAUGCGAAUGCAAGGACCCGACGGGAUGUCGAAACCUUCCACGAUUCAUCAUACACCGAAUUCGUGUUUAGAUGGCCCGGAUCAUCAGUCGGGGGACCACCCUGGUGGACCGGGUGGUCAUCCUCCGAUUAAAAUGGAAAAUCCAUCUCCAGGUGGUCCAGGUCCCGGUCCCGGACCAGGCAGUAGUGGUCACUCGAGCUCGACAAUCAUCGAUCAGAUGAAUUCUUUGGUAGCCUCAUUGCCAUUGAUGAAAGGUGGCAACGUUUUAUCUCAAUCGAGGGGACAUCCGCAGCCUUCCUUACAGGGCGUGAAAGUUCCCGAUGAAAACCUCACGCCACAACAACGACAGCAUCGGGAGCAACAGUUAGCCACAAUUCGACAGAUGCAGAAAAUGUUCUUUCCCGAGCAACGAGGCAUGAUGGAUCCCCAUGGGAUGGGAAUGAGACCACAGUUUCGGGGUGGAAUGCCCGGACCAGAUUUUGGAGGGCCACCAAAUCGGCCCCUCAAUCCAGCAUUUAUGAACACACCACUGGGUGCAAACGGUCCAAUGGGCCCGGACGGUCCUGGACCAGGUAUGAUCAACGAACAGAUUCCCCCAAUGCAAUACAAUAAGCCGGGCAUGAUGAACCCUGGAAUGUACAUGGGAGGUCCAGGUGGUGGACCAAUGGGACAAAUGGGAGGCCCAAUGGGCCCAGGUGGCGGUGGUGGCCCAAUGGGACCUGGAGGACCGAUGGGUCCAAUGGGUCAUGUUGGCCCGAUGAAUCGUAUGUACAAACCCGACCCAGAUCCAAUAUUUCCACCGAUGAGCGAAAUGGGUGGUGGAUACAACGGUAUGAGCAAUCACGGUGGUUCCGGACCCGGUCCGGGUAUGUUUAAUCCUGGAAUGCAGCGUAUGGGGGUUCCUGGUGGACCCGGCCCUGGAGGUCCUAAUAUGAUGCCGAAAAUGUCAGACCAAGGUGGCCCUCUGCCUCACUCACCACUGGUUGACGACGAUCCCCUCAAAGGUGGACCCCAUCAAAUGAUGCUUCCGAAUGCACCCCCGCAGCAACCUGGCACACCGGGAUCGAACGGUCCCGGCAGCAAUGGAACGCCCAAUCCCCAAGGUGCUCAAAAUCCAACGAACGGUAAACCUAAAGAGCAGUCUGUGUCCCCGGAACAUCACCAUCAGCAACAGCAGCAGCAGCAACAGGGUGGACCCGGCAGCCAGCAGGGACCGCUGACACCUCAAACACCCCAGGGAGGUCAACCGACGCCGGGCGGAGGAGGAGGACCCCUUACACCCCAGACGUCAAUGGCGAACACCUAGAGGUGAGUUUUCUCCACAUGGCCCAUGUAUAACUCGAAACUGAAUUAAUUUUGCAAUCUGCCUUAUGACAAAACAAAUACAUUAUAUGAAAUUGACAAAAUAAAACCGGUUACAAAAAUAAACAGAUCGAGGAUCGAAACGAAAGUAAAAUUGGAAAAAGUAACGACCGCUGUUUUACGAGAGUGCAAGAGUUCUGUGUAGAAUAGAAAAAAAUGGAACGCUAAAACAGAUGAUUGAAUGGGAACCGAAAUAGUUAAGCAAACAAAUAUGUUUAGGCAAUACACACAAACAAGCAAAAAAUAAUGUGUACGUGUAGGCUUAUGUUUUGCUCUGUCUAGAGACGGAGCGAGAUUCCGUUGAAUCCAGACGAAGGGCAAAAUAAAAAAAAAACAAUAAGAUUGCGUAGCGCGGCGUUCGAAGCUGGUCUUGAUUUGGUUGAAAAAAUCACACACUUGCGUUCUCUUACGUUGUUUUUGUUUCUGUUCUCCAAGUGCAGUGUUUUCAAUUACAUAUAGAACUAACACAGAACAGUAAGGGUAACAAUUAACAGUUGAAUAAAAAGUGUAAUAAUUUUA
Toxorhynchites rutilus septentrionalis is the source of this 3167-nucleotide messenger RNA. Its product is annotated as collagen alpha-1(III) chain-like. The record is from RefSeq and is a predicted model, not a curated record. The transcript is spliced from 2 exons. Bases 307 to 2592 code for a protein of 761 amino acids. NCBI's taxonomy places the organism in Eukaryota, Metazoa, Arthropoda, Insecta, Diptera, Culicidae.